UGUAAAGUUAGUUGCAUAACCAACAUGUGCUCUGUUUAUGUUCCUGUGUUUAUUUUCGUGAGGAAUAGUGUUUUGACGAAAUGGAUGUGAUAGAAUUCCAGGAUGUAAAAUGCGUUCCUGACGUUGUCCAUACUUACACAGACGAUUUAAAUUCAAUACCAAUAGUUAUUGAUAAUGGUUCCUACUAUUGUAGAGCUGGUUGGAGCACCAGUGAAGAACCCCUGUUAAUAUUCAAAAACCUAAUAGCCAAACCAAGAAAAGAGAGGUCCAAGAAGGAUACAAAUGAAGUAAUACAAGCUCCACCUCUGCAAGUUGGAAAUGAUAUUAUUAAUAUUGAAGCUGUUAGGUUUCAACUGAAAACACAGUUCGAUAGAAAUGUAGUCACACAUUUUGAAGCACAGGAGCAUUUAUUUGAUUACACCUUCAGCCAUUUGGGUAUUGACACAGACAAAUGUAUUCCACAUCCGAUUGUCAUGACUGAACCUUACUUGAAUCCAAAUUCUUCCCGACAAUUGAUGUCUGAGUUGCUGUUUGAAUGCUACAAUGUGCCAAGUAUCUGUUAUGGAAUUGACUCUUUGUUUGCAUAUAAUUUUUCUCAAAGUGAACCAAGCAAUGAUGCUCUGAUUAUCAGCAUGGGGUAUCACACAAUACAUGUAAUUCCAAUCAUUGAUAAUGAAACCAAUUUUGAGAAUACCAGGAGGAUUAACACUGGUGGUUUCCAUGUGAUAUCCUUUUUGCACAGGAUUCUUCAGCUGAAAUAUCCAGCACAUACAAACGCUAUUACUUUGAGCAGAGCUGAGGAACUGUUGCACAGUAUUUGCUCGAUUGCGACGGAUUACAGGGAGGAAUUGAAGAGGUGGAACGACGUGGAUUAUUAUGAGAAGAAUAUCAAAAAAAUUCAACUUCCAUACAGCGUGGCUUCAACUUCAUCAACUCUUACAGCUGAACAACAGAAGGAGAGGAAAAAGGAAUUGGCAAGGAGAUUGACAGAGAUAAAUGCGAGGAGACGAGGCGAAAGAUUGGCUGAAGAUGAGGAAAAGUUGGUGAAGCUUCAGGAAAUAUACGAACUUUGGGAGGUGCACAACGACGCCGAGGAAUUCGAAUAUGCUUUGGGUGAAAACGGCUUCGAAUCAUCUGAUGAAUUGGAGAAGAGCAUCAACUUGUUGAAGAUGAGAAUUAAGAAGACUAAGCAGAAGAUAUUGGCUGCAAACAGCGCAGAGGAAUUACCCGAAGAACCACCGAACAAGCAACAGAAAUUGAAUAAAAUCGUAUUUGAGAAUGAAAAAGCUAUGCAUUCGUAUGUGCAAAACGCUAAGAAAUUGAGACAAGAUAUCUUGUCUAAAAAGUUAAGUAGGAAACAGAAGAAGCAAGAUAUGGCUAAAAGACGAACCGCAGCUGGACAGGAGAGGAUGCGGAUUAUAUCUCAGUUGGCUAGGAAGGAGAAAGGAAAUGAUGACUUUGGUAUGCGUGAUGAGGAUUGGGACAUAUACAAGACCAUAAGUCGUGAUGGAGGAGACAGCGAUAGUGAAGCGGAGAACGAAAAGCUAUUGGAGUUGGAAGAGGUGAUCAAAACGUACGAUCCGACAGAUGAUGCGGACAGUUUAGCUCCCGCUGAGGCGUAUCAACUUCAUAUCGGUAUAGAGAUGUACAGAGCGCCGGAACUUCUCUUUAAACCCUACAUGAUUGGUUCAGGGGAAGCUGGUUUAUCAGAAGUAAUAGGAUACGUGUUGAAGCUGUUCUCACCGGAAGACCAACUGAAAUUGGCAGGAAAUGUGAUAAUAACCGGGACUUUAUCCCAAUUACCCGGUUUAAAGAAGAGAAUUCUAACGGAUCUGAUCUCUAUCCGUCCUUUUCAUUCCAUCACCAAUGUCACCAUCAUGCCUAACGCCUCUUUAGCGCCAUGGCAUGGAGCCAAAGCAUUCUCGAACACAGAGAUAUGCAAAAACUUCUCAAUAACAAAAAGGGAUUACGAGGAAUUAGGUGGGGACUACCUGAAACAUCACAUAGCUUCCAACUGGUACACGCCGACGCCGAAAGAACAACUCGUCGAAGUAGAUAAUUAAUCAAUUAAUAUAUUUAAUAUUGUUUUGCUACGUUAACAAUCAUUUUUGGGAGUGCGUAAAAUUGUAAAAUCACCGGUUUCAAAUUAUCACAAGCGCUAUUCAAUAAGUAGAUCAAUGUAAAGAAUAAUUACUAAAAUGAGAACUAAUUAAACCCCAAAAAUCAA
Messenger RNA from Nicrophorus vespilloides, 2227 nucleotides. RefSeq names its product actin-related protein 5 (gene Arp5). Gene Ontology annotation, cellular component: Ino80 complex; cytoplasm. Bases 81 to 2063 code for a protein of 660 amino acids. Lineage: Eukaryota; Metazoa; Arthropoda; Insecta; Coleoptera; Silphidae. Gene Ontology annotation, biological process: regulation of DNA-templated transcription. The transcript has 6 exons. The record is from RefSeq and is a predicted model, not a curated record.